Messenger RNA from Ogataea haglerorum, 1428 nucleotides. RefSeq lists its product as uncharacterized. Gene Ontology annotation, biological process: xenobiotic detoxification by transmembrane export across the plasma membrane. Bases 1 to 1428 code for a protein of 475 amino acids. The transcript has a single exon. Gene Ontology annotation, molecular function: antiporter activity; xenobiotic transmembrane transporter activity. Lineage: Eukaryota; Fungi; Ascomycota; Pichiomycetes; Pichiales; Pichiaceae. The record is from RefSeq and is a predicted model, not a curated record. Gene Ontology annotation, cellular component: membrane.
AUGGAGAUCGCGCGCAAGGUCCCGGAUUACGGGGCUACAGAAAACGAAAGCCCGCAAGAACAGUCUCCCACGAAAUUUGAUUAUGUUUUUGAGCUCAAACUGAUAUGGAAGGACAGCAUGCCGCUUAUCGUCGCGUUUUUUCUGCAAUACUUCCUUAGCGUGAGCCCGUUGCUGAUUGUUAGCCGUAUAUCGGCACAGGCAUUGGGUGCAGCUACUUUGGCCACAAUGUACAUGAACAUCGCGUACCUGGGUGUUAUACAAGGCGCAGUCACAGCUGUGGACUCGUUUGCUCCGCACGCUUUUGGGGCAGGUAACUAUGCUAUGGUUGGCGAAGUGGUGCAGAAAAAUCUCGCUGUGAACACCAUUCUGCUGGUUCCGAUGGUUGCUCUCUGCUGGUUCAGCGGCACAGUGCUGAGUGCCCUUCAGCCGGAUCCGGAGCUGGCAUCUCUAGCCCAAACGUACCUGCGGAUCGUCACCUUGGGGAUCCCGGGUCUCUUGAUUUUCGAGGUCGGCAAACGAUACUUACAGGCCCAAAACAUAUUCCAUGCCUCCACGUACGUGCUUCUACUAGUAUCUCCGCUGAGUUUGGUUUUGACUUAUGUGUUCGUGUUUCCUUUUGGCUGGGGAUAUGUCGGAGCACCGGCGGUGGUGGUUCUGUCGUACUGGUUGAUGGCGCUGCUCCUAGUAGCCUACGCGGUCUUUGUUGACGGCAGCAGGUGUUGGGGUGGGUUUAGCUACAGAGCGAUGUGCAGCGGCUUGUACGACCAGAUAUAUCUGGCCCUAUUCUCACUGGUUUCCGUGGAGGCAGAAUAUUUCGCGUUCGAAGUCAUGGCGCUGGCUGCCGCGUAUUUUGGGGAAACGGCCCUGGCCUCGCAGUCCAUCUGUGCAGCCGUCGGUUCUCUCAUUUUCCAAGUCCCGUUUGCCUUGAGCUGCUCGAUUUCCACCAGAGUCGGAUCGUUCAUUGGGGCCGGCAACCUGGAAUUUGCCCGAAAGUCGACCAACAUGUGCAUCAGGGCCACUGUUGUUUUGGGAAUCUGUGUCAGCAUGCUUCUAUUGAUCACGAUGAGGCCGAUCACUAGGGUAUUCACAGACGACUCGGUUGUUGCAGCAGAGUGCUACAAGAUACUGCCUGUCCUUUUUUUCACGCAGUGUUACGACAUGGUCAACGUGACGUGUCAGGGGCUGCUGAGAAGCCAACGGCGCCAAGAUGUUGGCUCGGUCUUUAGUUUGUGUUCAUACUACAUCUUCGGCUGUCCUCUCGCAUACAUUCUAGCGUUCAGACUCAAUUUGCAGGUGCGUGGUCUGUGGAUCGGACUCAGCACGGCUGUGUUGCUGCUCACGUUGGCAGAGGUUGUACUUUUAGCGCGCACGAAUUGGCCAAAUAUUAUGGAGCUGGCCAAGCAGGAAGAACACGAGCCACGUUUAUAG